UAAUAGGUAAUACACCAUGAGCGGUUAGAGAAAGAAAGUUCUCCGUUUUCAAGAACUCCUACAGAGAAGCAAGAGUCCCCCAUCUCUGGCAACGAAAAAAGAAGAAAUUUUUCUCUUGCAUUAUGAGCUCUCGCUCUCUCCUCAUCUCCAGUCUGCGUAAUUCUUCAGGACCCAGAACGAUCAUCGGAUUCUUCAUCUCGCUUUAACCGGGGUUAGUUUUGCGGUUGAAGGGAAAUAUUUGUUCUAAAAUAUUAAACAUGAGCCAAAGAAUGCCUUAUACGAGUCAGACCGUUGACUUGCAAACGGAACGAGGAGUCUUAAACUAUGCACAUCCCGAACCCCCCAUUCUCAUAGGGGGUGCCUGGCAAUCUAACAUGCACUCUGCCGCAGCUUCAGGGGUCAGAAGUAGCAUAAAUCUCAAUCAGUCAGCGGAAGGACAUGACAGUUCUGCGUUGUAUCAUAUGGUGCCAUAUGAUGGUGUUCAAAAUCAUGCCGCAAGAUUUGAUAUGGGCGCUUCAAUGUCUUCGAUUGUCUAUUAUCCAUAUCUAGCCCCUGUAGCUGUUCCCAGAGUAUCUGCUGUUCCCAUGACUUAUGGGUCAUCUGAACAGCUGAUAUCCUUCAGCAAUUCUGGGUUCAUCGGAUGUUCAUCCGAUGAGUAUGGAAGGAGCCACUAUAAGGAUCAUUUAGGAGGUUCAUACAAGAGAAAAAAUGCCGAAAGCACGAGCACUUCUCUUACUGCACCUGUAAAUAUGAGGACUGAUGGUGGGACCAUCAUGGAUCCUCCACCUCACGCACUGCCUGGGUAUAGAGAAAAUGAUGGUCCUUCAGUCAUGGACGAUGGAGUCGACAGGAGUGCGAGAGUUAGAUCACGUGCUCUCGGGAUAAACUCUAUUUAUCCACAUAAUGGUAGCAAUAUGAUGCCAGGAAGUUUUGUUGCACGGUCUAUUCAGCCAGUGGGUGCUUUUUCAUUUGACCAACCGUCGAGAAGUAAUGCCGUUGCUGGAGGUGUUGUGGCUUGGAAUCAGGGCCCUGUAAUUCCUUUUUUGCAUGCAGGCACUGUGGAUGGAAUUCCUGUAGAAGUUGGCAACAUGGGUGUGCGAGGAUCUCACGAGACAGACAGAGAAAGAAGGGCGCCGAAUUUCCUGCAUCCUUCACACUUUGGCCACAUGGGCUAUAAUAACAUUCAUCACCAAGUGCCUCAUGUGCAUGGAAUCAGAGACCAUAGUGCCCCAUUUGGCCCUCAAGUUCCAGCAGCUUCAUUUCCAGUUCCACACGGUGCCAUGAACAUCCCUGUAGAUGGUGUUAGGGGCCCUAGACAUGUGGGAUCUUUUGUAUCCCCCGGAUUCAGGAUGUACCAACCUCUUGUCGAGGGAAUAGCUCCUGAGACGAACCCGAUACAUUGCAAUGUUCCCCAGCCGAGAAUUUUGCCAGCUGAUGAAGUUGCAAUACUGGAUCUUCCUGAUUACUACAGAGUGGGGAAUCACAUUGACCAUCACAGGGACAUGCGCAUGGAUAUAGAGGACAUGUCUUAUGAGGAUCUCCUUGCAUUGGGGGAGCGGAUUGGCAGUGUAAAUACUGGGUUGUCUGAGGAAACAAUAAACAGUCAUCUAAAAACAAGAAGACAUAUGUUGCCUUCAAUCUCUAUUAAUCUAGAAGAGGUGCCGAGCUUGGAGAAGGAAGCAGCUUCUUGCAUCAUAUGCCAGGAUGCUUAUGAGCACGAAGAUCAAAUAGGCACUCUCAAUUGUGGGCACGAGUAUCAUGCUGAUUGCUUGAAGAAGUGGCUCCUCGUGAAGAAUGUUUGCCCGGUAUGCAAAUCCGAAGGGCUGCCCACGGCGAGAAUGGGAUUGUAGGGUGGAUGGGUGACAUCCAUAUCGCCAUGCAAGUUUCAUGUGAAACUUGCCAUUUUAUUCCCCUCCAUGAGAGAGGAAAAGUACUAAUUCAUGAUUCGGAAGUCGGACGUGUAAUUCAUUUGUGUACUUGUAGAUAUUUUGCUAACAAUAUUUGUUGUGCUGCGGAUGAUCUAGCAAUCCCGUCCCCGGGGUUUCCCAAACUAAUUUUUUGCAUCCUCUUAUUGGAUGCGUUCUGUUAAUGACUUGUACAUACUUGGAUAAUGUGUAUCGUGUUUUUUGCGUUUAUGUUCGUGGAUGGUGUUUUCAAGAUA
Eucalyptus grandis is the source of this 2161-nucleotide messenger RNA. Its product is annotated as probable E3 ubiquitin-protein ligase ZFP1. Gene Ontology annotation, cellular component: nucleus. NCBI's taxonomy places the organism in Eukaryota, Viridiplantae, Streptophyta, Magnoliopsida, Myrtales, Myrtaceae. The transcript has 6 exons. The record is from RefSeq and is a predicted model, not a curated record. The coding region runs from base 258 to 1850 and encodes 530 amino acids. Gene Ontology annotation, molecular function: ubiquitin protein ligase activity.